Molecule: messenger RNA, 3973 nt
Organism: Scylla paramamosain (green mud crab)
Lineage: Eukaryota; Metazoa; Arthropoda; Malacostraca; Decapoda; Portunidae
Product: protein bric-a-brac 1-like
Exons: 10
Coding region: 380-2146 (588 amino acids)
Biological process (GO): cell differentiation; regulation of transcription by RNA polymerase II
Cellular component (GO): nucleus
Molecular function (GO): sequence-specific DNA binding; protein binding; DNA-binding transcription factor activity, RNA polymerase II-specific
Source: RefSeq, a predicted model, not a curated record
UUGAAGAGCGAGGAGGAGGAGUCCAGUGUGUCGCUUACCUCUGGUAUCUGUUUCCGCCCUGACACUCCGCGGCAGCGCGGCAGACGUCUGGCACCAGGGCAUUGGGCAGGGUCACGACGGCUCCUGCAUCGCACUCCUUUUCCUCAGCCGCGCCACAUUCACUCCCAAAACUUCGGCAUCAACAAGCACCCUGCUGCAGCAGACCACUUAUGGGGACGCACUUGCAGUAAAAACGACGCGGCAGAAAAGUAAACAUGAAUGCCUUUGCAUGUGUGAGCGUGUGUAGAUUCCUUUGACUUGACGCCGACCAUCAAGGAUCAGACUCUUUUCCUGGUUUCGCGCCUCAUCAGUAAGAUAUUACUGCUUUGUCAAUUGUUGCAUGCUGAGUGAAAAGACACCAUCCCUUUCACCUCUCCCCUCAACUCGGGCGCCGGUGCCAGCGUGCCGCAGAACGAUGUCCAACGAAGGAAGCUCUUCUCCCGACAGAGAGGACAGCCCUCACUCGUCCCCCACCGACUUGAUGACUUUAGCUAGGCAACGCCUCCGCAACAGAUGGUCCACGCCACCGUCCAGGGACAGCGAGGGGGACGAGGAGUACCAGCUGCGAUGGGAGGGUCACGGGAGCCAGCUGACCAACAUGGUGACCAGCCUGGAGGAUAACGAGGCCUCGUCCGACGUGACAGUGGUGACCAAGGGCGCCUCCAUCCCCUCCCACAGGCUGGUGCUCGCCGCGGCCAGCCCCUUCUUCUGCCAGAUUCUGCAGGGUCUGCCCACCAGCCAGCAUCCCGUGAUUGUCAUCAAGACGGCCCACCCUCGCCACCUCCGCUAUCUUGUGUCCUUCUGCUACACGGGCACCGUCACUCUGCACUCCCACGACUUGCAGCACGUUCUUCAGUUGGCAGAGGACUUGGAGAUUCGAGGCUUGAAGAUCACCCUCGCUGAAGGACGCAGCUCGCCCUCCCUCGCCACCCUCGCUGCCCUCCACCCGAGGCUGUUCCGUCCAAGCUCGCCCAUCACCAGAUUUUCCUUCCCUCAGCACCUGCAUCGCUCCUCCUCCGUCACGCCCACGCCUCAUGGAUGCUCUGAUGCUCCCGCCAACUUGAAAAGAAACAUGUCACCUUCAGACAAGGAAGGACAGAGCAAGAAGAUGAAGGUGGAACCCUUACCCAUGGAUAGCGAAAGGAGGCCCCACUCCAACCCCUCGCCUUAUUACAUCCCCCCAGCCUCAGCACCGCCCACCCUGGCAUCUUCUCUCUUCUUCAAGAGCACCCCUGGAAGCCCCCCUAAUUCCGCUCCGCCACAGAGCGUCGGGGAGUCUUUUUCUCUGCAAGGUUCAAGCCCUUCUGCAGAUGACAACAAAGACCAGGACUCACCAGGGCUGAGUAUAGUGCCAUCUUCUCGCCUGCUUCAACCGCCGUCACGCUCCUCCUCCCGCCCUCCCUCGCCCCAGCAGGACACGAUCUCCCGCAGUCAGUCUCCUGCUUCCCAGAUUCCAACUCCCGUGAACCGUACCGUCAAAGAGUCUUCCAUGCCCUCCACGCCCACCACGCCCUCCACACCCACUGCCAGACCCGAGCCCGGCAGUAGCGGAGUCCUUGGUGGGAGCUCCGGUUCUCGUGUGCUGCUGUGGAGGUUCCUGCUGGAUCUGCUGCACAAUCCUCUCUACACACCCAUGUACAUCCGCUGGCUUGACAGGGCUGGUGGUGUCUUCAGGAUUAUGGAGUCGGACAUGGUGGCCCAGCUGUGGGGCAUGGCGCGGAAAAAUCAGAACAUGAACUAUGAGAAGAUGUCGCGAGGCAUGAGGACGUACUACAAGCGUGGCAUCCUCUUCCACAUCGACGGCACGAAGCUCAUCUACAGAUUCAAUACAAAUGAUCCAGAGAUUGAACAGAGGAUGCGAUACUACGACCUGACGCAAGCCAGCUCUGAGGGCGAGGUCUCCAGUGAGCAGAACACCUUGUCCAGCAUCCUCCCGCCCUCCAACCUGGCUCCCCCUACGUCUUCUGUUACGUCAGCGCAAGCAACGGCCUUGGAGAAUAUCUACAGCAACCCGUUGUUCCGUGACAUGGCGCAGUUGCCUCAUAGCCUUCUCUACGAACCCUAUAUCUCCUUCUUCAGGAAAACCUCACACUCAGAGUUGUACUGAGUGGUGCGGGACCUUCCUUCAUCUCGUGGCCACGCCCCUCGCGACCUCUGCUCAAGUAUUCCUCAAGAUGUUUUCCUCUGAGGACUAGAUAACCAAGGCGUCCUUACUCGAUGAGUCCUGUCCUAGUCUUUUGAUAAUAAGAAUAAACGAUUAGUCGAUUUCCAUGCUUACAUUUAUCAAGUAAGUAAAAUAGGGAACGGGAAACAGGUCCUGGGUGGUGACGACACAUACUGAGGCCAUGCAAGAUGCUCCUCCUCCAUUUUGGAGAAGCUAUGUAUGUUUUGAUGGUAAAUGUUUAGAUAUAUUUAAGUAAUGCCGAGGUAAUGAGGCCUUGGCGAGCAUUCACAGAUGAGUGGCGCCCUAUGACUCACUUCACUGGAUUUUCCUUGACUUUUCCUUCCAUUUUCAUCCAUCAUGAUGUCAAAUUUUGCUCUCUCGGUAUAUGCGUUUUCUGUACCAUUUCACAGCAUUCCCAUGAGUACCCUUUGCACUUUUAUUUAGUCCUCCCUUAACUUUCUCUCACCGUAACUUACCCCUUUACUCUCCCUUGUUCGCUACUCCACACUUUCGUUUCGGGUGCCCCGCCGCCAUUGCUCAACGAUGAUCUCCCCACGAAGCUUUUGUUCUCGUAUUACUAUUGUAUGUUUACUUAUAAAGCCACUGUGACCAGCGGGCCACAGUACUCUUAGUGUUCCAGGUGUGACGCGAAUGAUAUGCAGAUGUUUUCGUUAGUGGUGUGCGGACUCUUCCAGGUGGCUGGAGGGAGGUGGAGACUGCAAUACAUAAGUGAAGCGCUGUCUGCUCUCAUUUAAUUGGAUUUUAUGGUCAAGUGAUCGAUAUAUAUGUGCAAUACUAUAAGAAUUUAGGGUUAGUGAAGUAAUGUUAGGUUGCCAUAGCAUGGGACUAGAUUAGGUGAUGAGGUGUACCCGACGUGUUUACCGUCUGGAUGUGAAGUGUUGUGUAAUGCUCCGCGGUGAUGAAUAUGUAUAUGUAAUGCUUACAGUGGUUGUUUUGUAACAGAUCUCAGUAUUAUCAGACAUAUAACUGAUUGCUAUUGUCGAUGACGGUAUUCAUAAUCCAUUACAAUUAAUAGUUUUCGAAGGCAAGUGCCAUUCAGAGCAGACAUGGAGAAGUGCUGCGCCAUUCAGUGCAACAAAAAAUAAUGCGGAGAAGUGAUAUCUGUCGUGUUAUGGGAUGAUGCUUGACCUUCCUUACCACACUGUUUCCUUGUACAAUUUUACGUCUCGCAUUAGUGUUGAAGAAUAUCACCAGAAGUAAUGUUCUUUUGCGCUAAAUCCUUUAUUGUAUUUUUUAAACAUCUUGAAGUAUGGGUCGUGUCGUAUAUUGCACCAUAUUCUGAAACACUUCUGCCCACACCUCGAUUACUUUCAAAAGCUUCUACUUGAAGUUACGCAAGUUUUUUUAAGGGUGUUUUGCUAUGGUAUUAGUGGCAGAUUAACAAAAUUUCUACAUUAUUAGUAGGAGAAGCACUCUUGAGAACCCGACUAAUUAUCUUUGUGACCUUUGAAGUGUCGUGAUGUGAGAGCAAAGCGCUUCAGGAUACGGGUCACUGAUCCUGUAGAGUUACGAGAGUCACCUGUUCCCCUUUCACUGAUUGUGGGGAAUGUCGUGCCUCGGCGCAUCGUUACCUGAAUGAAUUCCGUGUCAUGUUACCAGAGUUGUGUGUUCCUUGUGAUGGAGCCGCUGGAUGAACGCUUCCUUCAGUUAAGUGCUGUGAAGUUUGAAAAUAUGUUCUUUACAGCUUUCUGUUGUUUGUUUCUGGCUUUGUGAUUCUUGUGGCAAAUAAAAGUUUAUCUCGAAAAACCA